Molecule: messenger RNA, 1579 nt
Organism: Anastrepha ludens (Mexican fruit fly)
Lineage: Eukaryota; Metazoa; Arthropoda; Insecta; Diptera; Tephritidae
Product: putative mediator of RNA polymerase II transcription subunit 26
Exons: 2
Coding region: 384-1280 (298 amino acids)
Source: RefSeq, a predicted model, not a curated record
GCGGAGUGUAGUGAGCACGAUAAGGGGCUUUAGCGGCAAUGCAAUAUUGUUGGGAAAAAUUUGUGUUGUUGCUAUUUGUUUGCUGGAACUUUUUUUUUUUUUUUGGGCGGGAAAUGUUUAUGUUUUUCUCUUUCCGCACAAAUAUUUUUGUACUUGUUUGACUGACUGACUGGUGCGAUGCGGCACACACAAGUCUGCUUGGUUUGGGUAUAAGGAUAGUGACUCGUUUGAAAAUCUCGACAUUCCACGCGUGGAUUUUGUGGAGUACGGAAGGAUUGAAAGUGCGUGCGUCUACACGGAACAAUUUAUUUACAAUACAAAACAAUUACUCUUAUUUGUUGUGCACACAAACACAUUCACAUACACAUAUAAAAAACAAACAAAUGGGUUUAACGUACAAAGCGUUGAAGUACAGAGACGUCAAAAUGAAUUUGACCAAAGCGAAGGCGGGUGGUGGUGGUGGUGGUGGUGAUGUUAGUGACGUUAGUGCUGAUAGUGUUUAUGGUGAGGGUUCGGAGCAGCAAGUCUCAGCGCUAGCAAUCGAGGCAAGCACGUCUCUAAUGGAUGCAACAACUGCCGCGGCGACGGAGAAGCAACAACAUUUCACUGCUGAUCACAUAAUGCAAUUAUGCUUGUUUUUGGCAGAAAAAUCCAGAGCAAAGCAGCUACAGCAGAAUCAGGAAAUGAACGCCCGCAGAUAUUAUGAGAACUUUCUAAAAGAAGCCACUGAUUUUGUGGAGGAUGAGAAAAUGCGCGGUGACAAUGAAUCCAGCUUACCUCAGACUCGGCCACCGAGCGCAAGUUACAAAUUAAAAUCCACGCAAAUCAAGCAUAACAUCUCAACAACAACGCUCCACCAAACAAGUCCACGCGCUGCAAGGCGAACGAAAAUAAAAUCAGAGAAAAUCUUAAAACAAGCCGUUUUAACGGAUACAUUUUCAACUUCAAGCAGCAAUAAUCAAACCACCAGCCUUAACUCUCUACCUGAAUUUUACGAAAAAUUAACGCAAAACGCCCACAACUAUCAGCAGUCGCCACAACACCAGCAACACCAGCAACACCAACAACAAGACAAACGUGAUAUUUUACGUAAAAUACGGGAACAAAUUUUCGAACGAAAACGCUUGCGGCAAGUGCUGAGUGGUAGCCAACAACAGCUUGGCAGCGAAUACCUGCAACCGCAAUGCCACCAGCAACCCGCGGGAUCGGACUACAGCAGUGUAGAGUUGCAGCAGCAGGAUGAGCUUCAGCAAUUGGCAGAUGUUUGGCGGCCUUGGUGAGACGCAUUUGAAUGGGUGGCCAGUAUUUUAAAUUUGCGCGCCAAGAAUUUUGCAUUUAAAAAAAAAAGGUAUCUGCUUUAACAAACACGUAGGUGAAAAGGACGUGGAACUAUGAGAGGUGAAGAUAUUUAUCUAAAGACUAAAAUUAAGAUGGAAAGUAUUUUGUAAAAUUAAAUUAAAAUUAUGCCGGCUACUUUAGAGCUGGUAUUAAGUGUAUGUGAACUAACUGCUUCCAAUAUUAUGAACUAAGAAAAAAAACAAAACGGAUUUGUAUUCAAUAAAUUACCAAAGAUUUUACA